AUGAGACGUACAAUUUGGCGAAUAGUCUGGCAGUUUUUAUUCGGUAAAAAAUCUCAACUAACUGAUGAACAGGUGGAUAAUAUUUUAGAGGAUAUCGCUUCAAACAACUUAGAGAACCAACUCUUUCAAACACGACAACUUCUACCCUGGUUUUUCGUGGAGAUUUUUAGGCGUAUACCAUUUGCAAGACAUUUAUUUAAAGUUGAGCAUAUACUCAAAAGACACAAAGCUGUUCGACGGGAAAUUGACAGCAAUACAGGUGAACUGUCAAAUACAAAUUCGCUGUUUGGACUACUAACCAAUGAUGCGAAAUUGAAUUUAACAAAGAGUGAAAUUUCACGUCUUUCAUAUGAAUUAAUGGCAGCUGGCACAGAUACAACAUCCUUGACACUUACUUGGGCAUGUGAUUAUCUAUCAAGAGCUCCACCACAAGACCCAUUCAAUUUGAGUCCCGAUGUCAUUGAUAUGGUGCAUCGUUGGGCGAGUGUAGUUCCAUUGGCACUACCUCAUUUGGUGCAUGAAUCAUUUGAAAUCAAUGGAUAUUGCAUACCGAAAUCGUCUAUUCUGAUAUAUAAUCUUUAUGCUGUGCACAACACACAACUGAGGAGAUUGACUAAUAAGGAGACGAAGCCGAAAGAUACGAAACAGAGUGAUACGCCGAUCCCAUUUUCCCUCGGUGCUAGAGCAUGCCCUGGUUUUCGUUUGGCAAAUACAUUAAUUGAAAAAGUUCUGACGGCAAUCAAUCAAGAGUUUAUAAUUCAACACUUUGUGCAACCGCCAAUUGAAACAACCAAUCCAAAGGAUCAAGAAAGUCUCUCACCCUUUGGAUUAACAAGAGUUCCAUACAAAUCUUUAUAUCUAUUUUUCACUCGGACAAAUGGACCGAGAAGAACAAGUAACUGA
Heterobilharzia americana is the source of this 903-nucleotide messenger RNA. Lineage: Eukaryota; Metazoa; Platyhelminthes; Trematoda; Strigeidida; Schistosomatidae. The record is from the annotation of a GenBank genome assembly.